Molecule: messenger RNA, 1191 nt
Organism: Lactuca sativa (garden lettuce)
Lineage: Eukaryota; Viridiplantae; Streptophyta; Magnoliopsida; Asterales; Asteraceae
Biological process (GO): telomere maintenance; DNA repair
Molecular function (GO): DNA helicase activity
Source: RefSeq, a predicted model, not a curated record
AUGGCCCUCAUUGACAUUAGAGUCUUCCUAGAAUCUAUGAGUAAAAAGCUUAGUGAUUACGACCUUCCAAAUGUCAAUGCACACAUUGAUUUACAAUCAAGAAGCUAUCGUGAGGUGCAAGAAGAAUACUCUAUAAAUAUGGAAAAUGAAGACUUACUUGCGCGGGACUCUCUCAAUCCAGACCAGAAGUUUGCAUAUGAUGAGAUAAUGAGGCAUGUGGAUGAAAAUAUUUCUGGUGUAUUCUUCAUAUAUGGUCCUGGUGGAACUGUAAAGACAUUUUUGUACAAAGCUUUGUUGGCCAAUAUUCGUGCCCGUGGUCUUAUUGCACUUGCAACUGCCACGUCAGGUGUUGCGGCUAACAACAUGCCAGGAGGGAGAACAACUCAUUCACGAUUUGGAAUUCCUCUUAAUCUUGAUAAUAACUCGAUGUGCAAGAUCACUAAACAAAGCGGGAAGGCUCAACUAUUUCGCGAGGAAAAGGUAAUCAUAUGGGAUGAAGCAACAAUGGCUAAGAGGCAGGCAGUAGAAGCAGUUUAUCGGACAAUGCAAGACAUCACAGACGAGAAAGCUCCCUUUCAGUGGAAAGAUAAUGGUUAUGGGAGUGUUGAUGAGAUUAAUAAUAAUUUGAUCGAACGAUUUUCUGGCGAGCAAAAAGUUUACUAUAGUUUUGAUGAAGCGGAAGAUGACAAAAAUAACUUAUAUCCGAUAGAAUAUUUGAACUCGCUAAAUGUUAGUGGUGUACCCCCUCAUUAUCUUCGGUUAAACACUGGGUGCCCAGUAAUACUUUUGCGAAAUAUCGAUCCUUCAAAUGGGUUAUGUAAUGGCACCAGAUUGAUAUGUCGAGCUUUCCAACAAAAUAUCAUUGAUGCAGAGAUAUCUGUUGGUCAACAUGCUGGAAAAAGAGUGUUUUUACCAAGAAUUCCUCUAUGCCCGUCUGACAAUGAGAAGUUCCCAUUCAAACUAAAGAGAAAGCAAUUUCCAAUUCAGCUUAGUUUCUCUAUGACAAUCAAUAAAGCUCAAGGACAAACAAUUCCAAAUAGGAAUAUCACGUGUCAAUACCAAGGUAUUAGUAAAGCCGGAAAAAAACGUUUGAUAAUGAUGGAAUCUACACAUCAAACGUUGUGUACAAAGAAGUUUUAUGUAAUUAACAAGAGUUUGCAGAUGAAGCAACAUGAUUGCAGAUUGGUGUAG